AUGGCCUUGCUUAAAACCCGCGCCAAGUUGGCAGAGAAUGCCCCCUACACGAACCUAGACCUUAUUAACAUGGUUGAUACUUGGCCAUACCCUUCGUCACCCUCGUACAACACCCACCUCGCAAAAUACUACACUUUCUUCGUCGACGCAUACGCAGAGCCCUUCGGCUACAUCCACGACAACUUUGUUUCUGACCUCCCUUGGCCGACCGAAUACUGGCUCGUCGACCACGAUGCCAAGACGAUCACUCUCAAGGUCGCACAAGGGUCCACUGAUGGGUUCGGGGCCCGCACCAAAGCAAUGAGAGAAACCCUCUGGCUUGGACACCUCCAUGUUGCGGCCGAGAACAGAAAGGCUGGAGUGAUAGGCCGGCGCUCCCUGUAUCGGUGGUGCAACGAGUCGUUCCCACUGCUCUAUCCACCAACCGGAGAGCCAGUCUUGGAACUUGAUGGGUGCGGGGUGGAUAUGCUAGGGAUUAUCAACGAGAGUGUUUUUCUUGUCGCCUACACUUACUGCUCCCCCACCACGCCGAAGAUUCCUUCGUCGUCCACGACGUCAUUGUCCACCCUUGAGAGAGCUACAUCUUCGACCUCGAUCGCGUCGCUGGCUAGCGGGGCGGGGACGUCUACCGCUACCACGCCCCUGUCGGAGGUUGACAUCUCGAAGCUUGUCUUCAACAGCACUGUUUCCCUGACUCACACUGCUAACUGCGCCAUCACCCGCCCUGAUGAUGAAGCCUUUGAGGAAAAAGAGCUCCGAGUGUACCUCUCCCGCCGCGCAAAGUGGAAAUCGGCCUGGCCCUCGCUCUUGGACUGCACCGCCGCUGGUGGCCUCUCUUCUUCUGACCUCUCUCCCCUGGAGGGAAUGAUUAGAGAGGCCCACGAGGAGGUCCGGCUCCCGUCUCCGUUCCUUCGCUCCCAUGCCAAACCCAUUGGUGAGAACAGAUUGAUGCUUACAGAGACAGAAAUCGGAGAGGAGGGUUGCCAAAUGCAGCUGCAGCAUUGUUUCGAGGUUGAGCUGCCUGAGGGGGUUGUGCCAAGGCCAGGGGAGGGAGAUGGGGAGGUGGCGGGCUGGGAGUUGGUUACUGUGCCGGAGAUGAAGGAGAGGAUGAGGAUGGGGGAGGUGAAGCCAGCGAGUGGGUUGGUGUUGAUGAGGUGGAUGUUGGGACGGGGGUUGCUGACUGACGAGGAGGGAAAGGGUGUGGGGGAGAGGUUGGGGCGGGAGUGGGUGGUUCAGUGA
Messenger RNA from Podospora pseudocomata, 1239 nucleotides. RefSeq lists its product as uncharacterized. The transcript is spliced from 2 exons. Bases 1 to 1239 code for a protein of 412 amino acids. Lineage: Eukaryota; Fungi; Ascomycota; Sordariomycetes; Sordariales; Podosporaceae. The record is from RefSeq and is a predicted model, not a curated record.